CAAAACAGUCAGAAAAAAAACCAACAAAAAAAAGUGCGAGGCAGCAAAGUAAAUGGCGUCUCAAGUUGUUUUUUAUUCGAUAUCAAUGUGUUUCUAAUAUCACAAUGUCAUUUCUAAAGUUAUCUUGUUAGUAAUAUCAACUUCGUCGGUAUAUUUAAUGUUUCAUUGACAAUUACUUGUUAUUUGGUCGACGUUUCACUUUUUGCUGUAAAACAAUGGCGUCGAAUGAUUCUAUAGAAUCCCAGGUAAAAGUUGGUGAAAAUCGUGAUACCGCAGACGAUUACUACAGUUUGUGCAGCGAGACGGACACCGGUGAAGGCAUCAAGCGUCGUCGAGUGACUCAUGACUACCGAAAACUUUCGAAAUUGGGAUACGAUCCAAGUAUGCCAACUAAUUUGAAACACGCAACAUCCAGUGAUUUCAAAGUGAGGAAGCGCAAGCUGAGCGGCGAUUCUAAAGAGCUAUGCGUUUGGGGGGAAAAUUCGAGACCAGCUAAGUACAGCAAGAUAUGGCCGGUGUUUGACUCUGGAGGAUUUGGCGAUACUGCAGUACUCAAUCUUCACAUAUUGCAGAAACCUCAGCCAAUGAGAAAUACACUACUCUUUUCUGACAAUAAUUUGCAAGAUAUAACCCAACCCUGCGUAGAUUGGUUCGGGGGCAUCAACGCGUCGUGGAAACAAACGAAACUCUCGAACACAAUACCUCACGACGAUCUAACGAAACGUAUCUAUUCAUCGGUUUCACGUCAAUUGAGAAUUAUAAACGGACACUUUCAGACGUUCAUGUUCAAAUACAAGUACCCUAAAGUGACAAGAGCUAACGUUCUUCUAGAAUCUUCUAGUUCGAGACGUUUGUCGACGCAUAUCAGUCUAUCCUUGAAGGCUAUAAAGUUCCAGUCGACGCCAAGGAGAGAGUUACCGUACUAUGGUAACUUGGAGUUACCGCUGAAGAUAAAACAGGAAAAUGCGUCGUCCCAAUUCUACCCGGCGAUCGGUAGGAGUGUUCAAACAGACACUGAUAAAAUACAGAGUGCUGUCAAAGUGAAAAUCGAACGUGAUAGUGUGAAAGUAGAAGGCGAAAAUGAGAAGAGUAAAGAUAAAGAAAGGGAGAGAGAUAGAUCAUCUCACUCGUCUCGACACUCGUGUCAGCAGUGUCGCCGUCGGGCGCGUAUAAAGCGUUGCUCUAUAGGCGUUCAGUGUAGGAGGGAACGUACUGGCCCGGUUUGGGGACCACUGGCCCACAGCUUGGAUCUAAAAGAGCUCAAGUAUCAUAGAUUAAUGAGGGUAGAAACCCAUCCGAACGGCGGCGCUAGUGUUGUUUAUCUACACCAACAGGAUGUGGAUAUGUUGAGUCCUACGCAGCAGGAAACACUAGCUAAAGAGUUUUUAAAGGUCGUCUUCUCGGAGAACAGUGAAGGUUGGGCUAAUUUCGUCUGCGGUGUGGUCCGGGGAGCAGCGGGGAGACUUCCCUGUUUACUGCAGUAUUUGUCAGAAAACUAUCCCACUUUGACUGUCAAAGCUGGUGUUUUGGCAAGAGCGAGUGAUAUUGAAACCACUACUAUCAGUCGAUAUCAUCAACAGGUUCAGCAGUCGUAUUCAGCGGGAACCUUCCGUUCGGGUCCAUUACAUCAGAUCUCGCUUGUUGGGACUGUGCAUGAAGAAGUGGGUGGCUACUUUCCUGAUAUGCUGCAAAUGUUGUCUGAUUGUCCAUUUCUCAAUUUGACAAUGCCAUGGGGUCCUAUGUCAGCUGUGGAGAUGGACCCUCAAGAAUCAAAUGAUGGGCCGAUUCUAUGGAUCAGGCCGGGAGAACAAUUAGUACCAACAGCAGAACUUGGAAAAAGUCCCAUUAAGAAAAGAAGGACGGGAAUGAACGAGCUGCGCAACCUCCAGUACCUGCCCCGCUGGAGCGAGGCGCGCGAGUUCCUGUUCGAGGACCGCACGCGCGCGCACGCCGACCACGUGGGCCACGGCCUCGACCGCAUCACCACCGCCGCCGUCGGAGUCCUUAAAGCGAUCCACUGUAACGACGAAUCUGACCGUGGAAGAAUAACUAAGGAUGUGGUUGCGUUUCAUGCAGCCGACUUCAACAAACUUGUGCAAUUGUUACAACUAGACUUGUACGAACCGCCUAUUUCUCAAUGCGUUACUUGGUUAGAAGAAGCGAAGCUAAACCAACUACGUCGUGAGGGGGUCCGAUAUUCGCGACUGCCUUUAUGUUCAGAUGACAUUUACUUUUUACCAAGGAACAUUAUACAUCAAUUUAGAACCGUGUCCGCGGUUACGUCUAUUGCGUGGCAUCUUAGGUUAAAACAGUACUAUCCAUCGUCAGAAGCCUCAUCACCGGCAGAUGAGAGACCGCCACCAGAUCAGUCUACUAGUAAUCAUUCAGAUUCUAAGAAAACCACAAAACACAAGAGCGGCGUUAUAGAAAUGAGAGCCUUGAGCGCGAAGUUUAAAGAGAAGUCAGAUUUAAAAAUAUCUGCAACUCGAAAGAGUGUAGAAGUACAGAGUAAAGAUAAGGCCGAUGACAAAAAGGAGAGACGGACAGACAAACACGAAAGGGGGGACAAAACUGAGAAAAGUGACAAACACACGCAUAGGCACAGAGACGGCGAUAAACAUAGGACAGAGAAAUCUGAAACUCGGAUAUCAGAUAAAUUAGACAAACCAUCGGAAAAAUCGGACAAACCAGAAAUUAGAAUUUCUGACAAAGAAAAUAAAGUUGACAAAGCAGAACAAAACAAAUCUGAAAAGUCUGAUAGAUUGGAUAGACAUGAAAAGACCGAUAGAACUGAAAAAGAUAGAACCGAAAAAACAGAAAGUCGGUCAGAGAAAUCUGAAAUAAAAUAUAAUGAUAAGCUCGAAAAAACGCAUGAGAGAUCAGACAAAGAGAGAACAGAUAGAUCUGACAAAACGGAAAUAAAGAUGGAGAAGUCUGACAGAUCAGAGAAAUCUGACCGGUCGGUAGAUAAAUCAGAUCCCAAAACUGAUAAAUCGGAAAGCAGAACUGAAAAGGAGAAUAGAUCAGAGAGAUCGGAAAAAAGCCAUGAUCAUCACAGACGUCACUCAUCAUCCCGUCACAAGUCAUCGCACCACAAGUCUGAUAGGUCUCGGGACCACAAAGACCACAAAAAGGACCACAAAAACUCAGACGACAGAAAAUAUGAGAAACAAAGGGAUAAGGAUAUUAGAGAUGUUAAAAGUGUUUCUGAUUCUAAAAUGCAAAGUGAUAAGUUACCACAAGUGAUCCACCGACCUCCAGAUUAG
Molecule: messenger RNA, 3266 nt
Organism: Melitaea cinxia (Glanville fritillary)
Lineage: Eukaryota; Metazoa; Arthropoda; Insecta; Lepidoptera; Nymphalidae
Exons: 12
Coding region: 216-3266 (1016 amino acids)
Cellular component (GO): nucleus
Source: RefSeq, a predicted model, not a curated record